Molecule: messenger RNA, 1728 nt
Organism: Kwoniella shivajii
Lineage: Eukaryota; Fungi; Basidiomycota; Tremellomycetes; Tremellales; Cryptococcaceae
Exons: 6
Coding region: 1-1728 (575 amino acids)
Molecular function (GO): NADP binding; N,N-dimethylaniline monooxygenase activity; flavin adenine dinucleotide binding
Source: RefSeq, a predicted model, not a curated record
AUGACGAUACCGAUCCCUGAUAAGCCAAUGAAGAGGAUAGCGGUAAUCGGAGCAGGUGCAUCAGGUCUGACUCAAAUUCAACAGUUAUUAGAGAUUUGGCAAAGGGAAGAAGUCAAUACUGAUUUGGAAGUAGUUGGCUUUGAAGUUAAAGAUGAUGUUGGUGGUGUAUGGUUAACAGACGAUUCACCUAAGAAAAGUAUAAUAAGUCAUCUACCGUUAUCUUCCAAGUCGCCUUCGCGGGAGAUUGGAAUACAAGAAACGUUCUCAUAUCCUCCUGAAGGCUCAAACCCUUCACCUAUGUAUGAAGGCUUACGGACUAACCUACCUCAUGAUUUGAUGGCAUUUCGAGGACAUCCAUUUCCCAAAGACACUCCUCUAUUCCCUAAUCAAGAACUGGUACUGAAAUAUCUCCAAUCAUAUGCUGAGCAUUAUUCCCUAAAACGCCAUAUACGUUUCUCGACUCGAGUUGAACGGUUACAUCUCUGUGCUCAAUCCGAUCAAGAUGGUGUAGACUCAAAGCACUCUAGAAGAUGGAUGAUAGAAAGCCAUUCUUUAUUAACUGGCGAAUACAAGAAAGAACAGUUUGAUAAUGUCGUGGUGGGUAAUGGACAUUAUAGUGAUGGUUGGAUACCACCUAUCAAAGGAUUGUCCUCAUUCCCAGGUCAGAUCCUCCAUUCAAGGUUUUUCCACAAAGCAUCACAUUAUAAAGGUAAAACAGUACUUGUAGUAGGAUCAUUCGCAUCAGGAGGCGAUAUAUCAAGAUUACUAGCGACCGAGAAUAUCGAUAAAUAUGAUUCACAAACUGGUAUUCCUCAACAUGAACAAAUUUCAAAAGAAGAUUACAUAAAAGUCUACGUAUCAAGUUCUGGUAAUACUCAAUACUCAGCUACGGAUGGACCUUGGUCUUCUUACAUAACUCAUUUACCUUUGAUCUCACAUUUAUCUCCACCCAAAAAGGAGAAACCAAAAGGUACGAUCCAUUUUGAAGCAAGUGAAGGGAAUGAGUCCGAUCAAGAUAUCCAGAUUCAGGAAAGACCGGUGAAAACUUUAGACAAUGUCGAUAUCAUAAUCUUUGCAACUGGAUACAACUUCUCUUUCCCAUUUAUGAGGAAGGAAGACAAACCAUGGACGCAAACACGAUUAUCAGAAAAAGAAGUGAGAAAAGGUGAAAGAGAGAAUGGCGAUAUCUGGGAAGAAGGUGGAAUCAAGGGUCAAGGUGUAGAUGGAUUAGAUGAAUUAUUGUUGUUCUUAAAAGGAGAUAGAUCAAUCAGUUUCCCCACACUAUCAUACCAAAAUGUUCCUUUCCCUCUUGCUCAAGUCCAAGCGAGACUCACUGCGUUCUUAUGGGCAGAUCUACUUCCAACUUUCCCUGAUCAUCCAGAUCUACCACCCAAUCCCACAAAUCCAUAUUCGCAACAACCACCAUCCGAAAACGGCGAUUCCACCAUAAGAGUCGAUGGGAAUGGUAAAGAUGUAGGGAUCGAUCCUCCUGAAUCAACAUCAACAUCAACAUUGACCCGAAAACCAAGAAAGGUUCUGCAAAGGAUCAGACAUUUGGUAUUUGGCGCGCCGUACGAAUGGACCUACUCCGAAUAUCUGAUGGAUCUAUUCCGUGAAGCCGACAACAAUGCAGGAAGGGCUACAGAAGAUUAUUGGAAGCAAAUCGAAAGUUUCAGAAGAGAAAGAAGGGAAGAUACAGGCUUAAGAAAGAGAUUAUUGGGUUAUUAG